AUGCCGACAAUAAAACAGUCUAACUUCAGAUUGGAACCGACAAAAUCUUUUGUUGAUUCAUCAUUCUUCAUUGACUUAACAAAAAUUAAGUUGGAUCAAAUGAAGUUGGAUACAUCAGAACGGGAGAUCUUUGGUAUAUAUGACUACACAAGUGCAAAACUAGGUAGUAGACCUUCGAUAUCUUUAAGCAGUAUUAGUUUUCAGAGUAUAUCGGAUGUGUGUGAGAGUUUGCCUCAGAAUACCUGUUUUAUUACACAGGGACAUUUAAAGAACUUAAAUACGCUCGACGAAUUCAAAAAAAUAGACAAGAAGACAUUUUUGCGCAAUAGGGCGCUAGAUAUAUAUUCGGCAAUAGAGAGGAAGGAUGUCUUAUGGGAUCCGUCGAUUUUAUCACAGUUCUCAGUAAUUUCGUUUGCAGAUCUCAAAAAGUACAAGUUUUUCUAUUGGUUUGCCUUUCCACUUCUUCACGCAUCAUUCAAGACAGAGAAAAUUCACAUUACCAAGGAAGACACUAGGAGGUACAAAAAAGCCAUUUGCAAUCUUGAAAUACGUCAACAGGUAUAUAUUUUUGAAGAAGGGAAGGAGGGUAUUAAAAUUAUACCCUUUUCAAAUUUAACGAAAUAUAUCAAUGAUUGCAAAAAAGUCACAUUGCUAUUCAUUGACACUUCAAAAAUUUCAAAUUGCGCUUCAUAUGUUUUGGGAAACUUGAUCUCGGCCUUGUCUGUGUAUGGAUUUUCGGAUGUGGACAUUAUUAUUCAUCACGUUGGGCUUUCGUCUGAUUUAGAAUCGUUAAUCCAUUUCUCAAUUGACAAUACCUAUUGCGUGACAGAUCAUGUAACUGGGUGGGAAAGAAUGGCAGAUGGCAGAUUGGGUCCUAAAUUAGCAAACUUGGGAUCAUUGAUAGACCCAGUGCAGCUUGCUGAUCAAUCGGUGGAUUUAAACUUGAAAUUGAUGCGUUGGCGUAUAGCCCCGAAAUUGGAUUUGGAUGUGAUUCGCAACUCAAGAUGUUUGCUACUUGGAUCGGGUACACUUGGAUCGUACGUUGCUCGAGCAUUACUUGCAUGGGGUGUUCGAAAAAUCACGUUUGUUGAUAAUGGGAAGGUUUCUUUCAGUAAUCCCGUUAGACAACCUCUUUACACAUUUGAGGACUGUCUUGACGGCGGCCACAAUAAAGCUGAAACUGCAGCAGAAUGCUUAAAGAAAAUUUUUCCAAAGGUUGAAGCCGAGGGAUACACCUUAGAUGUUCCUAUGGCCGGUCAUCCAAUAAAAAACGAAAGUGCAGAGAAAAGGGAUUUUGAGAAGCUGGAGCGUUUAUUCGAUGAGCACGAUACUGUAUUUAUUUUGAUGGAUUCAAGAGAAACUAGAUGGCUUCCUACGGUAAUGGGAAAUGCAAAAGGUAAGAUAGUGAUCGAUGCAGCAUUGGGUUUUGAUUCAUAUUUAGUCAUGCGGCAUGGCUCUAUUAGGCUAGACGUUCCACUGGAACAACAACAAGAAGGGAGAUUAGGAUGUUAUUUUUGCAAUGAUGUGUAUGCACCAUCCGAUUCUUUAUCUGAUAGGACAUUAGAUCAGAUGUGUACAGUUACACGUCCAGGUGUGGCUAUGAUGGCGGCAUCAUUGGCAGUUGAACUAUUCGUUUCAAUUUUACAACAUAAGGAUAAGCAAUUUGCUCCUCACUCUAUAAAAGGUGAAGAAACAGUGUUAGGAUGCUUGCCACAUCAGAUGAGAGGAUUUCUUCACAAUUUCGAGAUCUUGAAAUUGGAGGCCAAGAAUUUCAAGUACUGUUCGGCCUGUUCAACAAGAGUUAUUGAAAAGUAUAAUGAGGAUGGUUGGGAAUUUGUCAAGAAUGUUUUAAGUGAUACUCAUUACCUUGAAGAUUUAGUUGGUCUUACGGAAUUUCACGAGGAAGCGGAGAAAGUUGCAUUGGCAUUAGAUUUAGAUGAUAGUGAUGACAGCAUAUUAUGA
Molecule: messenger RNA, 1962 nt
Organism: Brettanomyces bruxellensis
Lineage: Eukaryota; Fungi; Ascomycota; Pichiomycetes; Pichiales; Pichiaceae
Exons: 1
Coding region: 1-1962 (653 amino acids)
Biological process (GO): C-terminal protein lipidation; protein modification by small protein conjugation; autophagosome assembly
Cellular component (GO): cytoplasm; phagophore assembly site
Molecular function (GO): Atg12 activating enzyme activity; Atg8 activating enzyme activity
Source: RefSeq, a predicted model, not a curated record